CCCCGGCAACGGGACGGAAUAUUUGAUAUUUUUGUUAAUCCGAUAUUAUGGCCAUGGGAAGAAAUCAAGAAAAUGUUAGUUUUGACAAGCGGUUGGCAGCAGCGCAGCCCAGGGCAGGCCUGAUAUAAUAUCUGCUUUAGACGGCUUUUCCUUUAGGGUUGACUUUCAAACAAUCGUUUUCUUUAAACUCAGAUUUUUAAGCUUAUCUCCAAAACCAAAAUGAACAGCAGUACUGGGUUUAAGGUUCUUAAUCCAAGAUUUACACAUUGUCUUCAGCCUCUUUGCUUUGGCUUCUGCCUUCACUGUUUUCUGACAUGGGAGAAUGAACUACCAACAGAGAAACAUUUACUCUUUGUAUAGUAGAAUUUAACCAGGUAAAGGAAAGGCAAUGGAAGGAAAAAAGAGAAGGGAGGAGGGGGAUGGGGUCCACAGAUCCACGUGAUGGGUGGGCCUGGCGGCGUCAAUCAAACUCAAGUAAUCAAAACCUUACCAAUCAACUCAUAAAUAUCCCUCCCUUACUGCCUUUCAUAAUCUUACAACCAUCAGUCCAGCACCUUCACCGUUAAAAAUCUUUUUUUUUUUGGGUUUAUUUUCCCUUUUAAUUAUGAAUCAUCCAUGGUUAGAGGAGAGAGAGAGUCCUUGAUUUCAUAAACUCGCAAGAAAGAAUAUUUAAAAACUAAUAAAAAAUGGUUCUUUUUUUGAGUUAAAAUUUUUUAGCGAAAGAAAUAGAAAAGAGUAAGAAAAUGUCCGUUCCGGAGUUGAAAGAGAGGCAUGCGGCGGCGACGGAGACAGUAAACAAUCUAAGAGAGCGACUAAGGCAGAGACGCAAUGAGUUGCUCGACACUGAUGUCGCCGGAUAUGCAAGGUCGCAGGGAAGGAGUCCAGUUACUUUUGGCCCAACGGAUUUGGUUUGUUGCAGGAUCUUGCAAGGUCACACUGGCAAGGUAUACUCAUUGGAUUGGACCCCGGAAAGGAAUAGAAUUGUCAGUGCAUCCCAGGAUGGACGCUUAAUUGUAUGGAACGCUCUAACAAGCCAGAAAACUCAUGCCAUAAAGCUGCCUUGUGCAUGGGUUAUGACAUGUGCUUUUUCUCCCACAGGUCAAUCGGUUGCCUGUGGUGGUCUUGAUAGUAUGUGCUCUAUUUUCAACUUGAAUUCUCUAACUGACAGGGACGGAAACCUACCUGUAUCAAAAACCCUUAGUGGGCAUAAGGGCUAUGUCUCCUGCUGUCAGUAUGUUCCAAACGAAGACAUUCACAUUAUUACGAGUUCUGGUGAUCAGACCUGUGUUCUAUGGGAUAUUACUACAGGCCUCAGAACUUCCAUUUUCGGGGGAGAAUUUCAAUCUGGACAUACUGCUGAUGUGCUAAGUGUCUCCAUUAAUGCAUCAGACUCAAGAACGUUUGUCUCUGGUUCGUGUGAUGCGACUGCCCGAUUGUGGGAUACUCGUGCUGCAAGUCGAGCAGUGCGUACGUUUCAUGGUCAUGAAGGUGAUGUUAACACUGUGAAGUUCUUUCCAGAUGGCAAUAGGUUUGGAACUGGAUCAGAUGAUGGAACUUGCAGGUUGUUUGACAUCAGAACUGGUCACCAAUUGCAAGUAUACCAUCAGCAGCACGGUGAUAAUGAGGUUCCACAUGUGACCUCCAUUGCUUUCUCCAUAUCUGGAAGACUUCUCUUUGCUGGAUACUCAAAUGGAAAUUGCUAUGUGUGGGACACUUUAUUGGCAAAGGUUGUUUUGAACUUGGGAUCUCCCCAGAACUCACAUGAGGGCCGGAUUAGCUGUUUGGGUUUGUCAGCUGAUGGUAGUGCCUUGUGUACAGGAAGUUGGGAUACAAACCUCAAGAUUUGGGCAUUUGGAGGGAACAGAAGGGUGAUUUGAGUCCUAAGGGAACCAUUUCUAUAUUGCGAGUCCUCUCCAUCUCAGGACUUCUUCCUAACGCUGUCCUUCUUGUAUUACCCCUAUCUGGAAGAUUCCUUUGUAUUUCAAUCAUGUUCGUGGUUUGGGAAACCCCAAUCUUGCACUGUUGUAACUUUUAUGGAGAAAAGCCAUUUUCAUUAGUGCAUAAAGAGGGGUAAAAAGGUAGCAUUGCUUGUGAACUUAUAUUGGCAGCAAGGUUCAUUUGUAUUCUUUUAGCUUGGCCCGAUUUGUGUAUUUUUUUUCCCCCAUAGUAACAACUAAUUGAACCCGAGAGCUACCAACUAAAUUGUCCCACUUUGGUUUUCAUUCCUUCUCCCAGUUUGUGUAAUGUAACAUUUGUGUUUUAUAGCAGUCGAAGUAAAUUUCUACUUUGCUGUUUACCCUUGGCAGUCUAGGCCUCAUUCGGAAUAAGGUCCUUUUCUUUCUCUUUGGCAUGUCUGUAUUUGAGAACACUAUCUAGAAGCAAAAACUCUUGUAAAACCCUCUUCAAGAAAGGGGGCAUUUCACCUCAUAUUGUUCCUUUAAAUUACCAUUUAAAGUACCGAUUAGAACAGGCCUUUUAACAGAUCACCAUUAGGACCAGAAAAUAAUCGGUUUUUGAUUUUUUUUUCUGUAUUCUUGAAAGACGAAGAUCAAGUACAAAUGUACAAUCCAAUUGAAUCUACAAUUAGGAGCAAUUAUUUAUAGGAGAAUUUGAGCAUUAGAAAGUUCGUUUCAAUCAUCACAACUCUUAAGUCGAACUUCAUAUUGGCAAAUAAACAGGG
This is a messenger RNA of Durio zibethinus, 2680 nucleotides long. Its product is annotated as guanine nucleotide-binding protein subunit beta-2. NCBI's taxonomy places the organism in Eukaryota, Viridiplantae, Streptophyta, Magnoliopsida, Malvales, Malvaceae. Gene Ontology annotation, molecular function: protein binding. Gene Ontology annotation, biological process: signal transduction. The record is from RefSeq and is a predicted model, not a curated record.